Messenger RNA from Dichomitus squalens LYAD-421 SS1, 1491 nucleotides. Its product is annotated as MFS general substrate transporter. The record is from RefSeq and is a predicted model, not a curated record. Gene Ontology annotation, biological process: transmembrane transport. The transcript has 13 exons. Gene Ontology annotation, molecular function: transmembrane transporter activity. Gene Ontology annotation, cellular component: membrane. Lineage: Eukaryota; Fungi; Basidiomycota; Agaricomycetes; Polyporales; Polyporaceae. Bases 1 to 1491 code for a protein of 496 amino acids.
AUGAUCGAGGGCGCACAGAGCGAAGUAGGGAAACAUGAUGAGAAAGAGCAAGUUCACGAUGUCGUGAUCGGCGUCCUCUUGGUAGAACCCGAUGAACGAUCGCCGAUCGCGAAAGACGAAGAGAAACGGCUGGUGCGCAAGCUGGAUCGCAGGAUUAUGCCUAUGUUGUGCAUCUUGUAUCUCCUCUCUGCUCUUGACAGAGCCAACCUAGGAAACGCGCGCCUGCAAGGUCUUCCGCGAGACGUCCUACACGGAGAUCCGACAGGCGCUCUAUUCGACUGGGCAAACUCGGCGUUUUACUUUUCAUACGUUUUCUUCCUGGUUCCCGUACUCAUCCUCUCGAAGUUAUGCCCUCCCCGCAUGUGGCUGGGGUGUAUGAUGAUUGGAUUAGGACUAUCAUCAACGCUGAUGGCCUCUGCAUUCAACUUUCCGGGACUUAUUGUCGCUCGCCUAGCCCUAGGAUUCUUCGAAGCAGGCUUUAGCCCCAGUUUCCCUGUCUACUUGUCUCUUUUCUAUACCAGGGAAGAAUUCGGGUUCCGUACGGCAUCCUGGUUCAUGUUCUCAGCAGUUGCUGGAGCGUUCGGCGGGUUGAUCGCCUUCGGGAUCCAGCACAUCCACGCGGCGAUCGCCAGCUGGAGGCUGCUGUUCAUUGUCGAGGGCGUCCCGUCGAUUUUGCUGGGAAUACUGGCGUUCAAAAUUUUGCCUGACAGGCCGGAGGAAACUUCGCUGCUGACCGAACGGGAGCGUGAGAUCGCCGUGGAUCGUAUGAACAGGGGUGGGAGUGCUGAUGUUGGAAGAGUCCUUCAGAAGAGACACAUAGCGAUCGCCUUCCGCGACUGGAAGUUGUACGCGGGUGGCGUGACGUACUUUGCAGCAAAUUGCGCCUUGUCCAGCAUUCAAGGAUUCUUGCCAACCAUCAUUGCAAGCUUCGGCUUCACCGACGCCGUCGCGCAGAUACUGACCGUUCCCCCGUACAUGGUAGCUGCCUUGGUUCUUUGCGUCACCACCUACGCCUCGGAUCGGCUGCAACGUCGCGGGGUGUUCCUUGCAGGCACAAACGCCGUGGCAGGGAUUGGAUACAUUCUACUCUUGGUCUUUCCAUCAAAUGUCGGCGCGCGGUACUUCGCCACGUUCUGCACCGUAGCCGGGACGUACACGAACAUCGGACUCAUUCUUACAUGGUUCUCUCAUAACCUCGGGUCGGAGACCAAGCAGGCAGCGGGCAUACCUCUGUACAUGUCCAUCGGCCAAUGCGGGAGCAUACUGGGUUCACACUUGUUCCCAUCUCCCGAGGCACCUCGCUAUAUAAAAGGGUUUGCGGUUACUUGCGGUCUGCAAUUCCUCUCCGUAGCUGUCGCCCUUGUACUUGCCACGUACUACGUAUGGGAGAAUCGACGCCGAGACCAAUUAUACGGCAAGCCGGUUCCCGAGGCUGUGGUAGACGUCUCUGAACUGGCAGAUGAGGCACCCGACUUCCGCUACACCCCCUGA